CAGCUGAAUAUUGGUCUCUGAAAUGCAGUAGAAGUGUAAAGUAACAUAAAUCUGAGAUGUAUGUAGUAAUCUAUAGUUUAGUGAAGUCAGAGCUGAUGAGAACUUUGUCUUUGUGCAGAAUGUUUAGUGUUGAUGUUUCAUGUGGAUCUUCGGGCUCAGAGUUGAUCUCUUUAAUAUUUAUCAUGUCUGUGAGGUAACAUGAGGCUGAACUCUGCAGCUGAUUGAUUCCAGACUUUAGCUUUAGCAUUAGCUUCAGCCUCUCAUAUCGCUGCUGAGCUCCGUCCAGCGUGGAGCAGCCGACCGGAGCCACCGAGGUCUGCGGGACCAGAGACAGCGGGGAGCGGCCAACAGAGCAGGGCAGCACCGGAAGCAGAGAAGCAGUGAGAUGGAGGAGGAGAAGAAGAAGCCGAGGAGUCUCCUGCGGGAGGCGUCGCAUCAGAUCAUCGCGGGUGGAUCCGCGGGUUUGGUAGAGAUCUGCUUGAUGCAUCCCCUCGAUGUGGUGAAGACGAGAUUCCAGAUCCAGACGGGAACCAGUGACCCCAACAGCUACAAGAGCCUGAGCGAUUGCUUCCGAACCAUCUUCCGUAAUGAAGGCAUCUUUGGCUUCUACAAGGGAAUCCUGCCUCCAAUUGUGGCCGAGACACCAAAGAGAGCGGUCAAGUUUUUCACUUUUGAACAAUACAAGAAGUUGCUGAAUUUGACUCCUCUAUCUCCUGGUGUGGCGCUGUCUGCAGCAGGGCUUGGCGCAGGCUUGACUGAGGCUGUUGUCGUCAAUCCGUUCGAAGUGGUGAAAGUCAGUCUCCAGGCCAACAGGGAUUCGUUCAAAGAGCAACCCUCCUCAUUUGCUCAAGCCAGACGCAUCAUUAAGUCGGACGGCUUUGGACUGAAGGGUCUGAAUAAAGGAUUAACAUCAACACUUGGACGCCAUGGAGUUUUCAACAUGAUCUACUUUGGCUUCUACUUCAAUGUCAAGGAUGCUAUUCCCACCAGCCCGGACCCGACCCUUGAGUUCAUGAGGAAGUUUGCCAUCGGUCUUGUGUCUGGGACCAUCUCCUCCUGUGUGAACAUUCCCUUCGACGUAGCCAAGAGCCGCAUCCAAGGCCCGCAGCCUGUGCCAGGAGAGAUCAAGUAUCGCACCUGCUUCCAGACCAUGGCACUUGUGUCCCGGGAGGAGGGAUACUUGGCUCUGUACAAGGGGUUGGUGCCCAAGAUAAUGAGGCUUGGACCAGGUGGAGCAGUGAUGCUGCUGGUCUAUGAAUAUGUCUCGGGUUGGCUUCAGAGGAACUGGUAACAAAAACAAGGAAAGAACAAACCACCACAGUGCCUUAUGGAUUGUGCCUCAAUCCUAAUACGGUGACCUGACUCCAGUAACUUGAGACCAAAUUAGUUUUUUCUUUGUUCAAGUAUACAAUGCACAAUACUGUUAUUAAAAACACCAAAUCAACAUUCCAGUAAGUCCUAGAAAGGAGCUUUCGAAGGAGAACCCCACAUCUUCAUCCAAGUCAGUUUUAUCAGAAAUUAAAAACAGCUGCAAUAUUUCAAAACUGCCAGAAAAACACAUUUCAAUGUAAAACCUGUUCCAGUGUUUUUUAACACUCAGUCAAUUGGGUUUUGAGGCCCUGAAAACUUUGCUUCUAAUGAAGUUCAACAUUAAGCACAAUAUUUUUGACAGAUUAUGUUUUUCUCUAUUUCCUCUCACUGGUUUUUGAGUGUAGGUCACAUGCCUCUGUGAACCAAUCACAGUUAAGCAAUAUUUGAUUCGAAUCUGUUGCCAGUUCUGUCGGUCAAAUAAGAUCGAAGCGCAUGUCCAACUGUCCCCUUAAAUUCAAUCAAGCUCCCCCAGAUUGCAAACACUCAAACGAUCCAUUAGUCCAGGAAGUAUGUCAAUUUAUUUUUUGGGCCAUUUUCACUGAUUUCCAUAAGAAUAAUUAAUGAAUUCUCAUGAAAUAAAUCACAAUCACAAUGUGAAAGAAAGUUUUUAAAAAAAAUCCUGCAUUCACCCAUCUGUCCGGAUCUGCACCAAAAUUGAGAAAAAUUCCCUUUUGGUCCAUGUCCCAUCUUUCUACCAAGUGUCAAAAAAAUCCAUUCAGUAGUUUCUGCACAAACCUCUUCACAAACAAACACAGGGACAGUGGUGGAAACAUGAACCAAAGACUGAAUCUAGAGACAUCCCACUAUAGAGGACUUGAUAUCAUCAUUAUAUAUAUGCACAUGUUAUUCGACUAAACUGGAACUUCCGCUGAGCCUCAUAUACCGACUGGAGUCAUCUGCUCAUGAAGGAGCUGCUUUUGAAGUCAGCAACAGUUCACUCUGCACACAUGCAUACUUUCUAUACGUACACAUCCUCACAUACAUCCAACAUACAAGAUCGAACAUGUACACUGUGAUCACAACCUUUGUACUGAGCCUUACUGUGUAUUUCACACAAACCAAAUAUUCACAGUAGUGGCUUUAAUCAGAUAUUAUGGGUAUAGACAAUUGUAUACACUGAUGUUCAGGCCUGUUGCCGAGCUACUUUUAUUGCAUGACUGAUAUUUUUAUGUAUCAUCUAUAAAUUGGACAAAUAUAAUUUUUUUUUACUAUCUCGAUUUAGAAUAGAAUCUGUUCAAAGUUACUUGCAUGUAUUGGUAACAAAUAAAAAAACUAAAGGAAUAAAAAUGAAACUCCUCA
Molecule: messenger RNA, 2670 nt
Organism: Paralichthys olivaceus (Japanese flounder)
Lineage: Eukaryota; Metazoa; Chordata; Actinopteri; Pleuronectiformes; Paralichthyidae
Gene: slc25a21
Product: solute carrier family 25 member 21
Source: RefSeq, a predicted model, not a curated record